Molecule: messenger RNA, 780 nt
Organism: Helobdella robusta
Lineage: Eukaryota; Metazoa; Annelida; Clitellata; Rhynchobdellida; Glossiphoniidae
Exons: 3
Coding region: 1-780 (259 amino acids)
Source: RefSeq, a predicted model, not a curated record
AUGCCUGUACCCUACGUACAAGGACGAGAAAUGAAAGACUUGCGAAGUUCAUCAGCCGGCGAACCAUCAACGACUCCAUCAGCUCACCAUUCCAACACGUCGAAGCACCACAAGCGAGGAGAUGCCAGCUCAUCGUCCAGAAGAGCUCUCCUGCGUCCUCCUCACAAAAAAUCUUCAAAAACUUUUAACGAAACUGACGAGAACGAUGAUGACAACAACGCUGAACCGCCAACGUCGUGCUGUCAAAAUUGUCUGAAGAGGCUGCGAGGAGCAAAUCCCGCCGGAGAAAGACCUCUCGUUACACAAGUUUCAAAACCUCAGCAAAACUUCAAAGUCAGACAACCUGGUGGUUCUACUAAUGUUUAUACAAAAAGCUUUCCUCUUCGUUGCACUGCGUACAACUCAUGUGAUGCAGAUAGAUCCUCAUCUGAAAAAGCAAAUUUUCAUCAAACAAAAUCUUCCACAACAACCGCUCAAUCAGUCCGAAGCAAAGAAGAUUUGAAUUACUUUCCAGUUACUACAGAAGUUUGUCAAGACGAAAAUUCAAACAAUCCAUUGAUAGUCAUCAGCAUAGAGACUGCGGAUGAUGAUCCGUUGAAUGUCGCCAAACAGCGAACAUCAGUUCUUUCAUGCGAUCAAAAUAGUUGUUCAACAUUUCUAGAAACUUACGACUUACCGAAUUCUUCCCAACAGGGUUCCAUGAGCCAACUGACAAGCGCCUCUUUCACAGAUGUUCCGCACUCUGCAACAGCCUCAUACGACCAAACCUGCUUACAGUGA